Messenger RNA from Gopherus flavomarginatus (Mexican gopher tortoise), 2688 nucleotides. RefSeq names its product fem-1 homolog A (gene FEM1A). The transcript has a single exon. Lineage: Eukaryota; Metazoa; Chordata; Testudines; Testudinidae. Gene Ontology annotation, molecular function: protein binding. Bases 136 to 2175 code for a protein of 679 amino acids. The record is from RefSeq and is a predicted model, not a curated record.
ACCCUAAGAUGGCGGCGGGGGAGAGGCACUGAAGGUUGCCGGGGUCUCCGUCGUUCGGUCCCCGUCCCUCUCUCGCGCCCCCGCCCCGGGCAGCCGCCCCAUGGCCAGGGGGGGCCCGGGCCGCUCGCCGUGGCCAUGGACCUGCGCACGGCCGUCUACAACGCGGCCCGCGACGGGAAGCUGAAGCUGCUGCAGAAGCUGCUGGGCAGCCGGAGCCGGGAGGAGCUGGAGGCCCUGACGGCCGGGCCGGGCGGCGGGGGGACCCCGCUGCUGAUCGCCGCCCGCCACGGGCACCGGGAGGUGGUGGAGUUCCUGCUGGACCACUGCGGCGCGCGGGUGGAGGAGGGCGGCUCGGUCAGCUUCGACGGCGAGACCAUCGAGGGGGCCCCGCCGCUGUGGGCCGCCUCGGCCGCCGGGCACCUGGCGGUGGUGCGCUGCCUGCUGGAGCGGGGGGCCUCGGUCAACCAGACCACGCUGACCAACUCCACCCCGCUGCGGGCCGCCUGCUUCGACGGGCACCUGGAGAUCGUGCGCUACCUGGUGGGCGAGCGGGGGGCCGACCUGGAGGUGGCCAACCGGCACGGGCACACCUGCCUGAUGAUCUCCUGCUACAAGGGGCACCGAGAGAUCGCCUGCUACCUGCUGGAGAAGGGGGCGGACGUCAACCGCCGCAGCGUGAAGGGCAACACCGCCCUGCACGACUGCGCCGAGUCCGGGAGCCUGGAGAUCCUGCAGCUGCUGCUCCGCUCCAAGGCCCGCAUGGAGCGGGAUGGUUACGGCAUGACCCCGCUGCUGGCCGCCAGCGUCACCGGGCACACCAACAUCGUGGAGUACCUCAUCCAAGGAGGGCUGCAAAACGAGGAGGGGGACGAGAUGUCGGGGAACGAGGCCGGGGACUGCACUGCAAGGGGGUGGCAACAGAGGGGUUGCGCUCCUGGCCAGGAAACGCAUCCGUGCUGCCCCGAGGAAGUGCAGCGUGAGGGCCAGAAGGGAUGCGGUGCCGUUAGCCAGGAUGAACAGCAGGGCCCUUAUGAGCGCUGCAGUCGAGCGGCUGCUGUAGAAGCCCUGGAGCUGCUGGGAGCCACCUUUGUGGAUAAGAAGCGUGACCUGCUGGGGGCUCUCAAGUACUGGCGAAGGGCCAUGGAGAUUCGGCACCAGGGGGGGCAGUACCUGACCAAGCCUGAGCCCCGGCAGCUGGUGCUGGCUUAUGACUACUCCCGGGAGGUGAGCACCCUGGAGGAACUAGAAGCCCUGAUCACUGACCCGGAUGAGAUGCGCAUGCAGGCGCUUCUGAUCCGAGAGCGCAUCCUGGGCCCCUCUCAUCCGGACACCUCCUAUUACAUCCGUUACCGGGGGGCUGUCUAUGCUGACUCAGGCAACUUUGAACGCUGUAUUAACCUGUGGAAGUAUGCCCUGGACAUGCAGCAAGGCAACCUGGAGCCCCUCAGCCCCAUGACUGCCAGCAGCUUCCUUUCUUUUGCUGAGCUCUUCUCCUAUGUGCUUCAGGACCGCUCCAAGGGCACCUUAGCUACCCAGCUGGGCUUCUCCGACCUCAUGGGUGUGUUGAGCAAAGGGGUCCGGGAGGUAGAGCGGGCGCUUCUGCUUCACAAGGACCCAGUGGCCGACUCUGCACAGUUCACCAAGGCACUAGCCAUCAUCCUCCAUCUGGUCUUCCUGCUGGAGAAGGUAGAAUGCACCCCUGAGCAGGAGCACCAGAAGCGCCAGACCAUCUACUGCCUGCUGAAGUGCAGUCCCAGGGCCAAGAACGGGUUCACACCCUUGCACAUGGCUGUGGACAAGGACACCACCACAGUGGGGCGCUACCCAGUGGGCAAGUUCCCGUCGCUCCACGUUGUGAACCUGCUGCUGGAGUGUGGGGCUGACCCAGACAGCCGUGACUAUGACAACAACACCCCGCUGCACAUCGCUGCCCAGAACAACUGCCCACUGAUCAUGAGUGCCCUGAUGGAGGCCGGGGCCCACAUGGACGCCACCAACGCCUUCAAGCAGACAGCUUACGAGCUGCUGGAUGAGAAGCUGCUUACCAAGAGUAUAAUGCAGCCCUUUAACUACAUCACCCUCCAGUGCCUUGCUGCCCGUGCCCUGGACAAGCACAAGAUCCCUUAUAAGGGCUUCAUCCCUGAGGAGCUGGAGGCCUUCAUUGAACUUCAUUAGAGUGGGAGGACUGAAAUCACCAGUCUUUCCCACGAACUGGCUCAUCAUCCCUAAGAGGAAGGGAAAUCCGAGGUCUGGAGGCAGAUCCUUUCCCUGGGUGCUGGAAGCCUUCGUUGCACUGAGGCAGGCUGCAGCCAUUGUCCUUUCCCAUCAUGGAGCUUAUCCCUACAGGGGAAGGGAACUCAAGAGCUUGUUGCUGUGGCUGGCUUGCUUCCUCUUCAUCCCCAGGUGCCAGAAGCCUUCACUGAACUGAACCAAGAGGAAGCUGCAGCUGCUGCCUUUCCCCUUCGCCAACCGUCUCAUCCUCAAGGGAGAAGGCAAUUGGAGAUUUUGUAGGAGGUUCCCCUGCAUCCUCCCGCCUUUCCUCUUCCCACAAGUGCUGGAUUAAUUCGGUCUUUAUGCUUUAGGGUUGCUACAAAUUCCCAUACGUGCACCUCUCCUGUGCUCCUUACCCCAAGGGACUGACCCACUAGUAAUGCAAGCAAAGGAAUAAAACAUCCACAUUCAGUUUAA